AAAAAAGAUAACUGAAAGAUGGCUACAGCAUUAGUAUCUGCAGGAUAAUCAAUAAGUAAAAUGUUUUCAUUAAUAGAUAUAGUUGGAACUUAUGUACAAUAAGAUAUAGAGACAAGAUUACAAUAAGAAGUGUAUAAAAAGUAAAUAAGAGUAAGAGAAUUCUUUACGGAUUUUGAUCGCCUAAGAAAAGGUUGGGUAACAGAAGAUAAGGUAUUAAUGAUGCAUUAUGAAAAGUUUCGUUCAGCAUUGUCAAUGAUAAAUUUUCAUUUCACUCGUGAUGAAAUUGAAGAAAUCAUCAGAAGAUAUAAACUAAAUGAUGGUUUAGUUUAAUAUACAACAUUUUGUAAUAAGCUUGAAGAAUAAUUCUUGAAUAAUGAAGCUAAGGCAUAAGUUUUUCAAGCUCCAUAAGUAUGAAAUUAUAUAUUGAAAUUAUAGAUUUUCAAUAAAGAAGAGGAAGAAACUGUAAUGAGAUUAAUGUUAGCAAUUAAGAGAAAAAUAGCAACAAAAAGAAUAUUUUUAAAAUAACCAUUCUAAGAUUUUGAUAGAACUGCUUGUUCACAUAUAACGAUAGAUCAAUUUUCUAGAGUUUUGAAUUAAUUAGGCUUAUUACCAAAAGAUCAAUAUUUAUAAUUACUUAUUAGAUAAUAUAUUGAUAAUGGAAAUCCUAAAGAAGUUAAUUAUGUUAAAUUCUGUGAUGAUGUAGAUAAUGUAUAAGAAAUGUUAAGUGGAGUAAUCACUGGAAUCAAACAUAAUCCAAAAGAAGUAAUGAUUUUUAAGUAUCUAGGUUCAUCCUGAUGAUGACUUUAUAGAAGAUAAAGAAGGAUUGGAUUUAAUAUCUACUUUGUUUACAUCUAAAAAAUUAACUGAUAAUAUUAAUACUUUAGAAUAAGUAUUAAAAAAGAUUUAAGGAGAUGUUGUCAUGAAGAGAAUCAGAAUUAGAGAAUUUUACAAAGAUUUUGAUCCUUUAAGAAAGGGAUUAAUUACUGAAUCUCAAGUAAUUUUGUAUUAUUAAUUAUAGUUUGCUAGAAUAUUACAUUUACAAAAUAUUCCUGUUACUGAAAAAGAAAUAUCUAUACUAUUAAAUCAUUAUAAAAUAGACAAGAUUCCUAAUGGAUAAGUAGAUUAUAAUCAAUUUUGUGAAGAUGUUGAUAAGAUCUUUACAAUUAAAGGAAUCGAUAAAUCACCUUAAGCUUAAGUUCCACAAAUUGAUGAUACUACUACUCUCCCAGCUAGAAGAAGAUAUCUUUAAAUGACUGAACAAGAAGCUAUUUAAUUAGAUGAAUUAUUAAUGAAAUACAAAUAAGCAAUUCAAAACAAAAGAGUUCUUUUAAAACCUGUCUUUGAAGAUUUUGAUAAAACCAAACAGGGUUAUAUAACAACCAAUCAAUUCUUAAGAAUACUUAAUUAAUUUAAUCUGUUUCCUGAUCCUGUUUCAUUGAACUUAUUAUUAAAGAGAUUUGUCGAUAAAGCAAAUUUGAAUGAAGUGAAUUACUAUGAUUUCUGUAGAAUAGUUGAUUAAUCAGAUGAAGGUGUAGCUAUAAGUAAAUCUCAUGCUGAUGCAUUUAAAAAUUAUGUUAAAUCAGAUAAUGUUAGUUAAGCAUUUAUUAGAAAUGAUCAACCAAAUGAUUUUGAAGAUCUUAUGGCUAAAUUAAGAAGAAUUAUUAAAGAAUAAAGACAAAGAAUAGCUGAAUUUUUGAGAGAUUUUGAUAAAUUGAGAAGUGGAACAAUAACAGUGACUUAAUUAAGAAAAGGAUUAAGUAUGGCUAAAAUUUUAUUGUCUGAUGCAGAAUUUCAAUUAAUUCUAUAAAACUUUGGAUGCAAAGAUAAAGCUAACUUUGUAUAUUGGAAAGAUUUUACUGAUUAGGUUGAUUAAGUAUUCACAACUAAGAAUUUAGAGAAAGUAAGUCCAUCAGAAGAAGUACCUAUGAUGUCAACGUAAUAUAAUUAUGGUAGAGUAUCAAUUACAGAAAGAGAUAGAUAAGUAGCUGAAGUUGUCUAAAAGAAAUUUUAAUAUUUUUGUAAAGCUACUAGAUUGGAUAUUAAAUAAUUUUUUUAGGAUUGGGAUAAAUUGGGUAGAAAUAAAGUAUCACCCAAAUAAUUUAGACAAACUUUGGCUACUGUAAAUUUCAUUUUAACUGAUGAAGAAUUCUAAGCUGUUGUUAAGAUUUAUGCUGCUGAAGAUGAUGGAGAUAUUAGAUAUGUUCAAUUUAUAAAUGAUACUCAACCUCCAUUAGAAAUACAAACAGAAUCUGGAGCGUCUUAAGCUUAUGUUGGUGUAAAACCUAAAGAGAAAGAAAAAGUAUAUAAAUUAUCUAAUUAUUAUUUAGCUUUAACCAUCUGUAUUACUAGAAUAAAUUAAAGUUGCUGUUAAAAUUAAAAGAUUAAGAUUAGGAGAUUAUUUUAAAGAUUUCGAUCCUUUAAGAAAAGGCUUAAUGCCUACUAAUAAAUUUAGAGGAGUGUUGAGUUAAAUGAAGAUAGAUUUAGAUUAAGAAAGUCUAGAUUUAUUAGAAACUAUGUAUGUAGUACCUGAAGAUCCAAUCAGAGUUAAUUAUGCAAAAUUUAUUGAAGAUGUUGAAAUUGUAUUUACUAAAUCAGUAAUUAUUAAUAUUUACUAUUAAAAUAUAGGGAUUAGAUAAAGAUCCAUUAAUGAAACCUCCUGUUCAUGUUAUUCCAACUUUCUUAGAUCCAAGAGAUGCUUUAACUACAGAAGAAGAAGAAGCUUUACAUGCUAUUAUGUUAAGAUUAGGAGAAGUUGUUAAAAAACAUAGAAUUCUACUUAAACCUCACUUUCAAGAUAAAGUAUUAAAUUAGAUAUUAUGUAUAGGAUAAAACUAAAUCAGGGAAAAUUACUUUUACUAGAUUCAGAUCUAUAAUGGAUUUUCAUAAAUUACCGUUAACUGAUGAUUAAUUUAGAGUUAUUUGCAAAAGGUUUUGUUAAAUUGAUAUUAUUUAUUAGAUUUGCUUACUAGGGGAUUGAAUUUAAUUAUGUAGAGUUUGAUGAAAUAUUAAAGAAAUACGAGAAUUUUAAUCAAUGAAUUAUAAAC
Messenger RNA from Paramecium sonneborni, 3044 nucleotides. NCBI's taxonomy places the organism in Eukaryota, Ciliophora, Oligohymenophorea, Peniculida, Parameciidae. The record is from the annotation of a GenBank genome assembly.